This is a messenger RNA of Ogataea polymorpha, 714 nucleotides long. RefSeq lists its product as uncharacterized. NCBI's taxonomy places the organism in Eukaryota, Fungi, Ascomycota, Pichiomycetes, Pichiales, Pichiaceae. The record is from RefSeq and is a predicted model, not a curated record. The transcript has a single exon. The coding region runs from base 1 to 714 and encodes 237 amino acids.
AUGGCCGCGGAACAGCGCGCCAACAUUAAACAGGCCGAGCUCCGCAGAAAGUAUCUUGCCGAGUCGUACAAGACGGAGGUGAGCCGUCUGGAGAGACUGGAGGCCCAGGAGCGCCGCCGGGCAGAGGAACAGGCCAAGGUGGAGCAAGCCGCGCGUGAGUACAAGGCCUCGCACGCCGAGGUGUACACGAUGCCGACCGUCGAGAGCUAUCUGGAAGGCCCUUUCAUACGGCCGCGCACGGAGGAGGAAAAGGAGGAGCUGAGGCUGAAGCGGGAGGCGAACCGGCGUGCGCGGGAGCUGGAGCACAAGCAGGCCCAGGCGGUGAAGCUGUUGGAACUGUACAACGCGGCGGCGAAUUUUGCCGUGACGGACGAAAAGCUCAAGGAGAUGGUGGACAGCGCGUUCUCGGACAGAAAGCUGCAGGCGGUGAAAGACAUGCUGAGCGUGGAUCUGAGCGGUCUGGGCUCGCAACCAAGCCCGGGCGAGUUUGACAAGACGGUUGCAGAGGUGAUCCUGGGCACUGUGAACAAGGGUCCUUCGCUGGACACUGUCGAGGACACGUUGAGCGGCUUCAACGAGCGGAUUUUGGAAACGGCGCAGACAAAGAUGGAGGAAAAAAAGAUGGAGCUCAAGUUGAAAGCAGAGGAAAAGCGGAGACAGCUGCGGAAGCUACAGGAGGAGAUUCUCCGCGAGCGGGAGCAGAAGAAUGAAUAA